Molecule: messenger RNA, 2169 nt
Organism: Aspergillus lentulus
Lineage: Eukaryota; Fungi; Ascomycota; Eurotiomycetes; Eurotiales; Aspergillaceae
Gene: trpB
Product: tryptophan synthase TRP5
Biological process (GO): L-tryptophan biosynthetic process
Cellular component (GO): cytoplasm
Molecular function (GO): tryptophan synthase activity
Source: RefSeq, a predicted model, not a curated record
AUGGAAGGAAUCAAAAGCACUUUUGCCAGGUGCAAAGAGCAGAAGCGCGCAGCUCUCGUAGCGUACACCACAGCCGGCUACCCCACCGUCGAGGAGACAGUUGACAUUCUCCUGGGGCUAGAGAAUGGAGGCGCAGAUAUCAUCGAACUGGGUAUUCCCUUCACAGAUCCCAUCGCUGAUGGCCCCACCAUUCAGAAGGCCAACACCCAGGCUCUGGCCAAUGGCGUCACCGUCACCACAGUUCUGAACAUGGUCCGUCAAGCUAGAAGCAGAGGCCUCAGGGCCCCGCUGCUUCUGAUGGGCUACUAUAACCCUGUCUUGCGGUAUGGUGAGGAGCGUAUGCUCAAGGACUGCAAGGAGGCUGGUGUCAAUGGGUUCAUCAUGGUCGAUCUUCCUCCCGAAGAGGCGGUGCGGUUCAGAGAUUUGUGUGCUAGCAAUGGUCUGUCUUACGUCCCGCUCAUCGCCCCUGCUACCUCCGAAUCCCGUAUGAAGCUGCUCUGCAAGAUUGCCGAUUCUUUCAUCUACGUCGUUUCGAGAAUGGGUGUCACCGGCGCGACGGGAAAGCUGAGCUCGAACCUACCCGAGCUCCUGAAGCGCGUUCACCAAUGGUCGGGUAAUGUGCCCGCUGCUCUGGGCUUCGGUGUCAGCACCCGUGAGCACUUCUUGAAUGUGCAGGAACUCGCCGAGGGUGUUGUCAUUGGAAGUCAGAUUAUCACCGUCCUGGGUCAGGCCCCUGCCGGUCAGGCGGCUAAGCACGCCGAGGAGUACUUGUCGAAUGUCACUGGCCGCAAGCUCGAGAGAGAUGCACAAGGUAUCCUGACUAAUGAGAUCAACGUGUUGGAGGCCGUGGAGAAGGCCCAGGCACCGGCUGUCUCGCAGCCUACCGCUGUUGUUACCGAAGCCGAUACUCCUGCCGGUCCUGGAUUGGCCGACCAGAUCGAUGCUCUCAACGGAACGGGUAACCCCGCUGCUCAGCCAUCGCGCUUCGGUGAGUUUGGUGGACAGUACGUCCCGGAGUCUCUCAUGGACUGCUUGGCGGAGCUCGAGCGCGGUUUCCAAGAAGCUGUGAAUGACCCCAAGUUCUGGGAGGAGUUCCGCUCUUACUACCCAUACAUGGGUAGACCCAGCAGCCUGCAUCUGGCCAAUCGCCUUACUGAGUAUGUAGGAGGUGCCAACAUUUGGCUCAAGCGUGAGGAUCUCAACCAUACUGGAAGUCACAAAAUCAACAACGCUCUCGGCCAGAUUCUCAUCGCUCGGAGGCUGGGCAAGACCAGAAUCAUUGCUGAAACCGGUGCUGGACAACACGGUGUCGCCACGGCCACAGUAUGUGCCAAGUUUGGCAUGAAGUGUGUUGUGUACAUGGGUGCUGAGGAUGUCCGCCGUCAAGCCCUGAACGUCUUCCGGAUGAAGCUUCUUGGAGCAUCGGUCGUGGCCGUCGAUGCCGGAAGCAGAACCCUGCGUGAUGCCGUCAACGAGGCCCUUCGUGCCUGGGUUGUUGACCUGGACACCACUCACUACAUUAUCGGUUCCGCCAUUGGGCCUCACCCCUUCCCCACCAUCGUGCGUACCUUCCAGUCCGUCAUCGGCGAGGAAACCAAGCAGCAAAUGAUGCAGGCCAUCGGCAAACUCCCCGAUGCCGUCGUCGCCUGUGUCGGCGGUGGCAGCAAUGCCGUCGGCAUGUUCUACCCCUUCGCCAAGGACACCAGCGUUAAGCUGGUCGGUGUCGAGGCUGGAGGCGACGGUAUCGACACAAACAGACACUCGGCAACCUUGACUGGCGGCAGCAAGGGUGUGCUGCACGGUGUUCGCACCUACGUCCUCCAGGACGAACACGGCCAGAUCUCCGAGACCCACUCCAUCUCCGCCGGCCUGGACUACCCCGGUGUCGGCCCGGAACUCAGCUCCUGGAAGGACAGCGACCGCGCCCGCUUCAUCGCAGCCACAGACGCCGAGGCCCUGAUCGGCUUCCGCACCCUCGCGCAAACCGAGGGUAUCAUCCCCGCCCUGGAGUCCUCGCACGCCGUCUGGGGCGCCAUGGAACUCGCCAAGUCCAUGAAGACCGGCGACAUCGUCCUGAACCUGAGCGGCAGAGGAGACAAGGACGUUCAGAGCGUCGCCGACGAACUACCCCGUCUGGGUCCCCAGAUUGGCUGGGACCUGCGGUUCUAA